Pararge aegeria (speckled wood butterfly) is the source of this 1731-nucleotide messenger RNA. Its product is annotated as eukaryotic translation initiation factor 4E1-like. The transcript is spliced from 5 exons. Bases 98 to 730 code for a protein of 210 amino acids. Gene Ontology annotation, cellular component: cytoplasm; eukaryotic translation initiation factor 4F complex. Gene Ontology annotation, biological process: translational initiation. Gene Ontology annotation, molecular function: RNA 7-methylguanosine cap binding; translation initiation factor activity. The record is from RefSeq and is a predicted model, not a curated record. NCBI's taxonomy places the organism in Eukaryota, Metazoa, Arthropoda, Insecta, Lepidoptera, Nymphalidae.
UUGGUUAUUAAUGAUUAUAUGUCUGUGAUCACAUGCCUGGCAACACCAAUAUUUCUGUCUUUUAGUAAAAAAUCAAGAAUUGCGAAGGAUUUGUGACAUGGCUGGAAAUAAUGCUGAAGAAGUUGAGGGAUCAGCGGCUGCAGACACUAAAACAAACAGUACUGCGGAAGUUCCCCCCGAGUUCUUGAUAAAGCAUCCGCUGCAGAACACCUGGAGCCUCUGGUUUUAUGAUAAUGACAGAUCCAAGUCAUGGGAAGAGAACCAAAUUGAAUUAACAUCAUUUGACACAGUGGAAGACUUCUGGAGAUUGUACCACCAUAUCAAGCUACCAUCAGAGCUGCGUCAAGGCCACGACUAUGCUGUAUUUAAACAAGGCAUCCGGCCUAUGUGGGAGGAUGAUGCAAACAAGAUGGGGGGCCGUUGGUUGAUUAGUCUUGAGAAGAAACAACGCAACUCAGACCUUGAUCGUUUCUGGUUAGACGUGGUUCUUCUUUUAAUUGGGGAAAACUUUGACCAUGCGGAGGAAAUUUGUGGUGCAGUUGUAAAUGUCCGAGCAAAACUUGAUAAAAUUGGCAUAUGGACAGCUGAUCAGUCAAAGCAGCAAGCAAAUCUGGAAAUUGGUAGAAAGCUCAAAGAUCAGCUUGGGAUUCACGGAAAGAUUGGUUUCCAACUCCACAGGGACACAAUGGUCAAACAUAGUUCAGCAACGAAGAAUCUUUACACUGUUUAGUUACUAAACUAUAUGUAUAAAAAUGCAUUGACGGUUAUUAAAAUAUUAGUAUAGGUAUUUUAUUAUCUAUAACCAAUAAACAAUAUUCCACAUCGCAUUUAUUGCAAUGUUGCAAAGGAGUAGGUGUGCCAUUACCAGUGAAUAGUUGAGAGGUUCCGGGAAGGUUCAGGGAAAUCCUGUGGUCUACCACAGGAUUUACAACAACUAGCAGCUUUAGCCCCUUGAAAACCUUAUAUUUGGCUAUAAUAUAUCAUACCAAUUAAUUUUUAUUAACCGUUGAUGCAAAUAGAAUAAAAGUUAUAAUUUAACAGAAGAUUUAAUGUUUACGUUGACGUGUCAUGUAUAUUAUCUUGUGAGAGGUAAUUUGUUUUUACACUCUCUAUGUCUGAAAGUCUGAUGUUUGUACUAGUGCUUGAGUAUGUCUGUUUAGGUUGCAUCAGCUAGAAGUGUGUAUUUACGUGAAGUUGACACAUUUUUGCAGUGUAAAGUGCCUGUCAAUCUUUAUGACCAUAUAGGGAACAUAAGUUCAAAGUAGCAGGUUUUUUUUAGUGUAUACAUGUAUACAAGAGCAAUAACAAGGGUAGUGAUCAAGGCUGUAACCAGGAAUCACUGACUUUUAUUGUUAUCAUACUGGAACAACAGCUUAAGUUUGGUUCCAUUUAAAUUGCUGAAUGUGACAUACGAGUAUCUCUGGAACCAAUAAUUUUUAGAAGGCACCUGAUUCAUAUUUCAGUUACUUGGACCCAUAUUACAGCAUCAAACUUAGUGCAGAAGUGGCGCCAAUCAAUUGGCAACUUUUGUUUACAGUCUUGGUACUGGGGCACAUGCCUGUGUACCAAGCAUACUUCAAACCGGUCAUUAGAAUUGUCGGGCACUGUAGCAAAUGUAAAGUUAGGAAACUACAUGCAUCACUAGUGCAUACAUACAUUUCUCCUACAAAUAGAUUUUGUAGUGAAAAACAGCCUAUUAAAGUGUAUGCAUGCUAAACUGAUUUUACUUAA